UACAUCUUUGUCAAGAAAACCAAUGGAUCCUGAUGUUAUGAAUCCGGUUCCGACAGUGGAGAUCAAAGUCAAUUGGCAAGGAGCAAUGGGCACACUGGUGGUUCCCUACUCUGCAAGAAUUAUCGAAGUAAAACUACUGAUUUCGCAAACGCUUACCUUCCCAGUCACCGCUGAUGGGCCAGAUCUCUCAUGGCCAGGUAUCGUCGUCCCAAUCGCAGCAGAUAGGCAAGAGCUCUCAUGGGAAGGGCUCGUUUUGGAAGAUCAACUUACUGUCCAAAGCUAUAACAUUCCUGCUAAUGCUACCAUCCUUGUCUUUAACAAGAUUAAAGUUGGUAUUUCUAUAGUGGCUAACAACUUAUAUUGUGAAGUCUUUGUAUACCAUGGGACUACUGUCGGUGAGUUGAAGGCCAAAAUUCAUGCAGACUAUGGCGUGGAUGUCGCACAUAAGGUAGUGCGUAAGGAGAACCGUAAUCUUGAUGAUCGUGCUACUCUGUGGUCUGCUAGAGUAGUCGAAGGAACUGUGUUACUUCUCCUGGGAUAG
Molecule: messenger RNA, 541 nt
Organism: Malus domestica (apple)
Lineage: Eukaryota; Viridiplantae; Streptophyta; Magnoliopsida; Rosales; Rosaceae
Source: RefSeq, a predicted model, not a curated record